UAUUUAUCUCCAGUUUUUUCAAAAUGGAAUUAACGAGCGAUUUAAUUGCAAUUCAAAGUAUUCUUUCAAAACUUGUUAAAGAAACUGGUGAUUUUACACGGAUAAUUUACGGAGGAGAUAACGAGGAUGCACUUUCGAAAGUUCUAUCAGAAAUAGACACUUUUCUGAAGUCCAAAAAUUAUUUAAAAAAAUGCAAACCUAACGAAGUAUUUAACAAGCAACUAGAGGAGCUCGUGCUGUUUCUGGCAUUAAACACAAAGUUCAAAAACCCAUUAGAAAUGAACGAGUACGCUCAUUUAACGAACAUCACCCCACCUUUAUCGAAAUGUCUUUUUACUAAUAUUAUACACAGCUUUAACUUUUAUAAACUUAGCUGCUGCGUUAUCGAUAAAUUCCCAAUUCAAUUUAGCACGGAACUGUUAGAAGAAUUGCUGAAUUGCUUGAGAAAAUGUCCACUCGAUGAUCAACUCGAUAACAUCAGUAAUUUAUUGAAGGCAGUCGUUAAAAAAUUAGCUAUAACGAAUUAUAAAGGAAAUGAAGAUAUUGUAGAUAAUAUGUGUGAAGUUACAUACCUGUAUUUGUAUCAACUUUCCGGAGUAAACUCGGAUCAGUUGAGCAAUUUAAAUAGAGAUCAAAUUUACAUACACAUGGGAUACUGUCUUCGAUUUAUGUUCGAUUUAUUAUUGGACUGUAAUCGCACAAUAGACAGCUUAAGUGGGUUUAUUCGAAACGUGAUAAAUGCAAACCUUUCUAUUUCGAGGAAUAUUUCUCUUAAUGUUUUCUGUACAUGGGCAGAGAUUGAUAUUGAUGACCAAAGUCUGCAAAUGGUUAUAUGUAAUAAAGCGUACGACUUUAUAGAGACCUAUCAGAAAGUUCCUGAAGCUAAGGAGUUAAUAAACGUACUAGGUCCGAUUGCUACGAAGCCAAAAUCACUGUCUGAGCAAAUAUUCGAGGCCGAUAUCGGUACAAUGGUCAAAAAGAUUUACAAGAACGAUAAGGAUCAGAUUAGCUGGUUCAGAGCUCUGCUUCAGAGCCAAUUUUUGAACAACAAACAAGCACUGGAAUGCAUACAGACUUGGUCACAUUUAUGUGGUCAGAAGGAAGCUUCCAUUAUAUUAGAUUUGUGCGUAAAACAGAAAUCUAAAGAACUCGGGGAUAUAUUCAUAAAGAGCGCUUCGAAUUUACCUUUAAAAGGACUAAAAGAUGUAAUUACAGCGCACUUUUACAGACAUAAAUUUUCGGAUUUACCUUGCAGGAGCAUCGAUGAAACUUUAAUACAUAUAUUAAAUAAACUAAAAGAAGAUAAUCACAAUAAGGAUGAUUUAACUAAAGAUAUACUGUUGCUUUUUGUACAACAACCGGAAUUUGUGCUUGGUCAACUGUAUAAUGAGUGCUUGAAAAAUAGCUUUUAUUUAAAUUUUUUCAAAGGUAUUUUCGAUGCCAUCGAAGAAAUAGUCAAAAUAAACAGUAUGGGCGUCAAUGUUUUGCUUAAUCAAGUUAAAAUUAACAAACCAAACUGCAAUAACGUGAAUAACUAUAUCGAAUUGUUAAAGACACUCAAUGAAAUCGGUUUCUUCACCAAUGAUGAUGUAGUGUUAAAAUUUUUGUACCAAAUCCUCAAGGAUUCUUAUAGUAGCAAAAUGCUGGAAGAUGUGGAUUUUGUGCUUCAAAUAUACAUAGGAGUUGCCAUUACUAUUCCUCUAGUAGAAACCAACAUGGAGUUAGUGAAAUUACUAUUAAUUAUUAUGAAUGAAUUCAGAUGUAGUUUUCUCGAUUUUGACGGGGCUAAACAGCAAAUUGUCAGGCAUAUUGUAAGCAUUUGCUGCGAUAUUUGCGCGCCUACUUACACUCUCGAAUUGGAUCUCGAUAUGGAUGAAGAAAACGAAUUUACUCGAUUUUACAAGCAAUUAGUCACGUCUGGUCGAGACAAGUCGCUUUUCCACACCUUCUGCAACGAAUUUAGAAUAGAAAAUUACAGAGAUUGCGUUAGUGCUCUGUUGAAGAUGUUACCUUCUGCAGUUAGUAGGGAAUGGUCGGAUAUAACAAACGAUGUUAUCCAUUUAUACGGAAACGAUAAAUGCUGCGAAUUAAUAACGGAUGCUCUGAUACUAUUAGCACUACUAGCUGAAACUAGAAUCGAAAACGAAGAUAGCUCUGUGUUAUUCGCGAUGAGAUAUUGCGUUCAGAAUUACGGCGUGAUUAUGCAGCAAAAAAUCUUGAGUAACUCUACGUUAGAAACGGAAGUUUGCGCUAACAAGCACAUCACCAGGCUUCUGGUUAAGUUACCGGUGCAGGUUAAAGAAGAUGAAGGAAUGUCUUUGGUGAACAUUAUGACUGAUAGAUCUUUAAAAUCGUUGGCGACCGACAAAAAAUUCCUGAGCCAAUUAAUAUUGAUUAAAAACGCGAAAAUAUGCCAAGCGCUUCAUCAAAAAAUUGUGAGUUAAGAAUUUACUUUUGUAAUAAACAGU
Phyllotreta striolata is the source of this 2468-nucleotide messenger RNA. The record is from the annotation of a GenBank genome assembly. NCBI's taxonomy places the organism in Eukaryota, Metazoa, Arthropoda, Insecta, Coleoptera, Chrysomelidae.